ACUAUCAUAUGUUUGUUUGCUAGACAGGAACGCUUCGCGGCUUUUUGACAACGUGAAUUUCAAUUUCGCAAUUAAAUUGCGUUCUAGUUUAAAAAGUAUAUAGAGCACGAAAAGUGCGUGAACAUGGAGCAGACAAUCGCUCAUGUUUUAGCAAGGGGAGAGCAACGGACCAGCGAUGUGGCCACCGGCUCUACGACCUUCGAGCAACUCCAGCUGAACCCAAGCAUUUUGAAGGUAUUAAGGGAACACAAGUUUCUGACGCCAACCAAAAUUCAAGCUGCCGCUAUUCCAAUGACGCUUGCGGGCAUGGAUCUGCUCGUGCAGUCGAAAAGCGGCACGGGUAAAACACUAAUCUAUUUGUUGGCCGCGCUGCAAACGCUGAACAAGUCGCUGGCCAAGCCGCAAGUAUUAAUCAUAGUGCCAACUCGUGAACUAGCUAUUCAGGUGGAGGACACAUCCAACGGACUGUCCUUCCACAUGCGCUCCAAUGCAUCCUAUGCCGCAGUCAGCUACAUAGGAGGCACAGAUGUUAAGAAGGAUCGCAUGCGUAUGUCCAAGGCGCGCAUUGUGGUUGGAACACCUGGCCGACUGUUACAUCUGCUGCACAACAAAGUUUUUGAUACUUCAUCCAUUAAGCUGAUUGUCUUGGACGAAGCAGAUCAACUGUAUGCCACUGAAACACUGCAAAAAGAUGUUCAGGCAGUUUUGGAGGCGAUGCCCAAGUUAUGCCAGCUUAUUGCCUGCAGCGCAACGUACCCCAAUCAGUUGGACGAGCGUCUGUCCAAGGUGAUGCACAACCCGAUACUGAUCUCGAACAGUGAGCGUGCCACAGUUCUGCUUGGCAUACGACAGUUUGUCUACGAACUGCCCGAACAGCUCAACAGCCUGCAGGAGAUGAUGGCUAAGCUUGGGGUAUUGCGCCAGAUCUUUGAUCAAUUGCCCUACGAGCAGGGCAUUCUGUUUGCCAGCUCUCAGAGUCGCGCUGACUCAUAUCGCAACUAUCUGCAACGCAACGGUGUGGCAUGCGACCUAAUGUCGGGAGCCAUGCAGCAGAGCAAACGCCUCGAGACAUUUCAGGCCUAUCGCAAUUUCAAAACGCGUACCAUGGUUGCCACAGAUUUGAUGGCACGAGGUGUGGACUCUUCACAUGCCAAUUUGGUUAUUAACUUGGAUCCGCCCAAAGACUUGGUCACCUAUUUGCAUCGCAUUGGACGCGCUGGUCGUUUUGGAUCAAAAGGCAUUGCAAUUACUUUUAUAUCAUCGCCGCAACAGUGCCAACAUUUCAAGCGAAUUGUCACAGAAGCAGGCACUGGGAUGUCAGUACUCCAGUUUCCCACAGAACAGCGUGCUGACUUCAAUUUCUGGGAUUUCGAUUCGUAUGAUUUCCCAUAUUUCCAAAAAUUAGAGGCCCACGAACAAGCCGAGGAUGAGCUAAAGCGCAUUAAGCAGCGCUGGAAGACUUCGCCGGUCCAAAGCGAUCCGGAAGCUGAUUUGCAGGUUAAAAACGAUUCGGUCCUCAAACCUGUUGUGGAUAUUCGUUAUUUGCAAAAGACUAUCCAGAAUAUAGUGCAAACGAAUGAGAAAAACUCAGAAUCCAAAGCUAGUAAUGUUGUUAAUGAAUCACAAGGAGCAGAGACUGCGGAGAACGAAGCACAAAAAAAUGAUGAAAUAUCCUUAACUAAAGUUAUAAUUGAGGAACCACAGAAAACAACAGCGGCAAUGGAUGCCUCAACAUAUAAUCAAAAUAUGCAACCUACUAAUGAGAAGAAAAUGGAAAAGAAUCAGAUAUUAUCACCAACAGAAGUUAUUAUUUUUCCUGAGGAAAUUGAGGAUAUAACCUCGGCUUUAGAUGGCAUAACAUAUGGAAAGAAUAAAGCGCACGAGAAUGAGGGACUAUCACCACCUAAAGAUAUUCCAAGUGUUGAGGAAUUGCAGACAGCAGUUGAGAUCAAACAGAAAGAGAAUGAUGAGAUAUCCCCAAUUAAAGGUGAUCAAAUUGUAAAGAAACCACAAACUGCAGUGCAUAUUGAUACCAUAAUAUGUGUUGAGAAUAUGCCGGAAAAAAAUGAGCAAAUAUCACCAACUGAAGAUGUGAAAAUAGUUGAAUCACAAGCAGCAGCGCCUAUCGACAAUAAACCGGAAACGCAUGAGCAGCAAAUACCCAAUGAAGACUCCAAAAAUUUGAUUACAAUCGAAAGUGGUGAAAAGCAACAUAAAUCUUCUGUAGAAUCGACACUUUCUGUUGAUUUUCCUGCAGCAGCGCCGAAUUCGACAAACACUAAAACUUACCUGUUGAUGCCUGAUGAACGUAGCUCAACAACAUUAAUUCCAUUGGGCAUAUCGAAUACAGUGGAUGAUGCAAGUAGCAUUAUUUCGGAUAGCAUGGAGAAUGAUUACGAUAGCGAUGCUUCGUAUAUCAGCACCUAUUCAAUGAGCGAUGCUCGCAUCAUCUGGCGUCGAAUGAUCUGCCAGCGAAAGUUUCAAAAACGCUUCAGAAAGAUUAAGCGAUCAUCGCGCUACACUAAUUGGCAUCGCAAGCAAAAAUCAAAGAAAGAAAAUAAACGGAAGCAGUCGAAAAUAAACAGUAAACAAGAAGAGGAGGAUGACGAUGUGUCCACUUUGACAGAAAAUCAGAACAAGCAACCGAAUGUAAAGUUCGCGGAAAAAGGGUUCGAGGUUAAUGUCAAUAAUUGUCGUCAGAUUGUCAAUAGAUUCCAUUGUGCGCGUCUGUUGAGCAAGUUUGAUAAUUGGUCGCGACAACGUUUAAGUUCACUUUUUGAAGGAACUGAUUACAAUCUGCGCAAGUCAGACAAGUGCAUGGAAGAGCUGUACAACGCAAUGAAGCACAUAUAUUAUGUGGAUCGUAGCAAGCCAAAAUUAUCGUAUAAAUCCAUUUUACCCGUACUAAGUGGUCUCAAUAGUCACUCAAGGGUCAAUCCAAGAUCAGAUCCUAUGCCUCGUAUGGAGUCAGGAGUUGAUGACAAAUUGAAGCUGCUUGAUCGACUGUCUGUGCAUGUUAAUCAUCAGAUUAAUAUACUGCCUGUAGUUGUAGCACCUGAUCUUGAGAACGUCGAAGAGAUGGAGUCGGAUAUAUCCGAUUCAGAAGUUGAAACUGAAAGUGAUGAUAGUGUGGAGCCGUAUUCUAGUGGUUUUGUUGAGUCUACCGAGAGCGCAUCAUCUGGAAUUGAUACCUCAGUUUAUGGCAGUGAUUCGUCUACAGAAGUGAAUUCUGAGGACGAGGAAGAAGAUGACAGUGACAAUGAAUAUGACUACGAUGAUGAGGAGAUCGAAGACGAAGAUGAUGAAGAAGGCGAAGACGAAGAUGAUGAGGAAGAGGAAAGCGAAUCUGAUGAUGGUGAAGAGAGUGAGAUUGAAGAUAGCGCUGAGGAACCUGCAGCCACUGAUAAAGAUGAAACAGAUCCCGAACUUGAAAAUGAAGUAGCCACGGAUCAGGAACGCUGGAAGGCUUUAUUUGAAAUGCAGUAUCAAUUUAUUUCCAAUUAUGUGAAUAAUUACAUGGAAACUUACUCGAAUGAAUAACUAUAAUCAUACAUACUUCUUUUAUAUUACAUAAUUAUAGCGCUAUGGAAGCGCAAUUCCUAGUCUAAAAAGUCUGACUGACGCUAGAAACUCAGGCAUUAUAAUUUCUUUUUUGAAACGAAAUGAAAUAAGUUCCCAAAAAGCUGUAUCAGCUGUUACAACAUACGUAGAUAUUUAAAAAAUAUUUUAUUCAUAUACAAUAUGAAAAUGACAUGUACAAAAUAGAAGAAAACAUAUUCUCAGCACAUUUAACGCAUCAAUGAAAUGCAAGAGGUUAUUUCAACAAGUUGAAACUAUUACUAAACUUAAAUCCUAAUUUGUUUGCCAUUUUGAUAUCACAUAAAAUUUAUUCUUCAUAAGAAUUUUUCUAUUGUUAAACUCGAAA
Molecule: messenger RNA, 3925 nt
Organism: Drosophila nasuta
Lineage: Eukaryota; Metazoa; Arthropoda; Insecta; Diptera; Drosophilidae
Gene: Gem3
Product: Gemin 3
Exons: 5
Coding region: 124-3540 (1138 amino acids)
Cellular component (GO): cytosol
Molecular function (GO): RNA helicase activity; nucleic acid binding; ATP binding
Source: RefSeq, a predicted model, not a curated record